Molecule: messenger RNA, 1707 nt
Organism: Opisthocomus hoazin
Lineage: Eukaryota; Metazoa; Chordata; Aves; Opisthocomiformes; Opisthocomidae
Source: RefSeq, a predicted model, not a curated record
AUGGGUGCUGACGAGGCCCUGGCCGCGGGCCCUGCGGUGGCACCUGAUGGGGAGAAGCAGCCCUGCAUUAGGGUGCUCAGCCUCUCAUGGAAUGCUGCAGGGUACCAUACGGCUGUGCCUUCUGCUGUAUGGAAGGGCUCAACCCCCAUUUCCUAUCGCCGCCUCUCGCAGAGUGGCCAGUAUGUCGGUAAAGAUCAGCCUCUGCAGAGCGCUGCCCUUCACUUGCGCUUGACUUUGGCGGAGUUGCCUUCCCUGGACACAUACCGAUGGCGCACAAAGGAUUGCCUCUUAGUGUCCGAGGCACUCCUCCGCAAGGACCGCUACAUUUCUGCUCCACCAGUUCCCUUUUUGGACCAAACUCAGGUGCAUCAGAGGCUUUCUCCGUGGCAGAGUGUGCGAGUGGUCUAUUGCAGUACGGUAGUGCCCUCCGAUGAAGUGACAGUGGUUUACCAAAACGGGUUACCUGUGAUUUCUGUGAAUCUUCCAUCCCGGCGUGAGCGCUGCCAGUUCACGCUUAAACCUAUCUCAGACUCUGUUGGUGUGUUCUUACAACAGCUGCAAGCAGAGGACCGAGGAAUUGAUCGGGUUGCAAUCUAUUCGGCAGAUGGCACACGUGUUGCCUCCUCCACAGGCAUAGAUCUGCUUCUGCUGGAUGACUUCAAACUGAUCAUUAAUGAUGUCACGUACCAUGUUAGACCACCAAAGAGAGAGCUCUUAAGCCAUGAAAACGCAACGACGCUGAAUGAUGUCAAGACACUGGUCUAUUUGUAUACCGCCUUGUGCAUUGAGGAGCACCAGCUGAACAAAGAGAAGGAGCUGAUAGGGAGACUAGAGGAAUUGAAGGAGCAACUAGCACCACUAGAAAAAGUAAGGAUGGAGCUCAGCAUGAAAGCAGAGAAGAGGACAACCUUGGUGCUGUGGGGAGGCUUGGCCUAUAUGGCCACUCAGUUUGGGAUUCUGGCCCGCCUUACCUGGUGGGAGUAUUCUUGGGACAUUAUGGAACCAGUCACUUAUUUCAUCACCUAUGGUAGUGCCAUGGCAAUGUAUGCUUAUUUCGUAAUGACUCGCCAGGAAUAUGUUUAUCCAGAUGCCAGAGACAGACAGUACUUAUUAUUUUUCCAUAAAGGCGCCAAAAAGACACGAUUUGAUCUAGAGAAAUACAAUCAACUCAAGGAUGCAAUUGCUCAGGCAGAAUUGGACCUUAAGAGGCUUCGAGACCCACUGCAGGUUCACCUGCCCAUCCAGCAAAUUGAUGAAAAGGACUGAUCAGCAAAGCAGCUCUGAACCCCGGCAAAAAACCUGUUCAUAGCUCUUGCCUUUUUAAUUAAAGCAUUGCAGGUGGAAGCUGGGAGGUGGUGUGGGGGUGGAGGGUUUUUACCUUUAAUCAAGACAAAGGACUAUAGUGGGGGAAAUCUCUUAAAUUGAAGAUGGGACAUUGUGGAAUGUUAGUUCUGAAAAGGGCUUGGAAAAUAGUCACAUUUAAAAACUGUAUGAAUUGCUAUUGUGUACAAUACAGGAUUGGGGGGGUUCAUAAAAAGAAUGUAAUGCUGGGGUGUAGGGGUGUCUUCUUCCAGCUUUGCAGGGUCUGCCUCUUGAUAAGACACCAGCAGCCUGCUUAGCUUUUUAAAUUUACCUUUACCUGAUUCAAAUCUCUUUCUCUCUCAAAUAAAAAAGGAAAAAAAAAAAACAACCAAGGAACAAAGAAUC